Aspergillus pseudonomiae is the source of this 1382-nucleotide messenger RNA. Its product is annotated as enoyl-CoA hydratase/isomerase family protein. The record is from RefSeq and is a predicted model, not a curated record. Gene Ontology annotation, biological process: fatty acid beta-oxidation. Gene Ontology annotation, cellular component: mitochondrion. The transcript is spliced from 2 exons. Gene Ontology annotation, molecular function: enoyl-CoA hydratase activity. Bases 248 to 1069 code for a protein of 273 amino acids. NCBI's taxonomy places the organism in Eukaryota, Fungi, Ascomycota, Eurotiomycetes, Eurotiales, Aspergillaceae.
UAGUAGUCAACACUAGCCCAAACAACUAGUCCCAAAACCAAGCAACUCCCCAACUCCACAUAGAUAAUCACAAAAAUAACCUUCUCCGCAUUUCGGCCCUCGGCAACGUUGCCCCAACAUACUAAACCAACAACACCCAAGACGAAAUAAAAGCCACGACAACCCAGAACCCCUGUAAACCAAUACCUCCCCUACCCCAAAACAAUACCAAAUACCAAAAAGGGGAAGGAAGAAAGGGACAAACAAAAUGACGUUCAAAACCCCACCCCCGACCCCACAGCACGCCAAAGUGACGUUCCCGACCCCAAAUGUCCUGCAAGUGACGCUCUCGCGACCCAAGGACCUCAACUGCAUAAACGCAGCGGGCCACCAUGAGCUGCACGAGCUCUGGGAAUGGAUGGACGAGGAGCCGAGUAUCCGGGUUGGGGUGUUGACGGGGGAAGGGAGGGCGUUUUGCGCGGGGGCGGAUUUAAAGGAAUGGAACAACCAAGUGAAUAGCGCAGGUGCGAAACGACAACAGCCAUCGUCGGGAUUCGGGGGUCUUUCCCGCCGGAGUGGGAAGAAGCCUAUUAUUUGCGCGGUGAAUGGGCUCUGUCUGGGGGGUGGGUGUGAGAUGAUUGUCAAUGCGGAUCUAGUGAUUGCGUGUGAGAAGGCCUUUUUCGGGUUUCCCGAAGUUCAGCGCGGAGUUGUUGCGAUUGCGGGGGCGUUGCCGCGAGUGGUGCGGACCAUCGGGCGACAGCGGGCGAUGGAGAUGGUCUUGACGGGGCGCCGGGUGACGGCGACCGAGGCGGAGAAGUGGGGAUUUGUCAACGAGGUGCUGGCCACGCCGGAAGACGUGGUGACGCGGGCAUUAGAAAUCGCGGGUCAGAUCGCGGCGAAUAGUCCCGAUGCGGUGAUCGUCAGUCGGGAGGGAGUCAAGUUGGGUUGGGAGGGUGUGGGAGCCGAGGAGGGCAGUCGCUGGUUGAUCGACGGCUGGCAGAAGCGGUUAAAUGAGGGCGAGAAUAUCAAAGAGGGAUUGAGGGCGUUUGUGGAGAAGAGGAAACCAAAGUGGGCGGAUAGCAAGUUAUAGUUGAACUAUAGGGGCACAUUUAUGAAGAAUACCUAUACUACAGAUGCCAACUACAAAGACCAAAGGAUAAAUAAAUAAUCUCAUAAUCAUUAAUCUCAUUAGACUCUAAUGCGCUGCACCAAGUCAAUACAAAUCAUCCUAUGUAUGCUAACCCGAGAUCCCAUUGAAUGCUUCCAUUCGCGCCGUCCAUAUGUUCGCCGUAUCCCAUGCAGUUCAUGCCCGGCCAGCGGACAGAUCAAUUUGAUAUCAUAUCAAAUAUCCCUCGGGCGAUCCAUAUGGUGAUGGACUCGGAACCCUUCGUUUUCUGGUAAUA